Messenger RNA from Sitophilus oryzae (rice weevil), 424 nucleotides. RefSeq names its product 40S ribosomal protein S30 (gene RpS30). Gene Ontology annotation, cellular component: cytosolic small ribosomal subunit; ribosome. The transcript is spliced from 2 exons. Lineage: Eukaryota; Metazoa; Arthropoda; Insecta; Coleoptera; Curculionidae. Gene Ontology annotation, molecular function: structural constituent of ribosome. The record is from RefSeq and is a predicted model, not a curated record. Bases 16 to 366 code for a protein of 116 amino acids. Gene Ontology annotation, biological process: translation.
AACUAAAUAAAAUUAAUGAUCAUUUUCUGUUUACAGCAACAAAUUGCAUCAUUAGAAGGUCUCAAGGUUUCUGAUGUUUUAUUGUAUGCUGCUGGAUGUCCUGUCUCUGACGACAGCUCGGUAGCUGCAUUUGAGCAAACAGACAUUGAACUUACAGUUGGCUUGCCUGGUGGAAAAGUCCAUGGCUCAUUGGCUCGUGCUGGCAAAGUCAAGGGUCAGACUCCCAAGGUAGAAAAACAAGAGAAGAAAAAGAAGAAGACUGGUCGCGCUAAGAGGCGCAUCCAAUACAACAGACGAUUUGUAAACGUUGUAGCAACUUUUGGAAGGCGACGUGGACCAAACUCCAACUCUGCUGCUGCUUCUUAAAUAAUUUAAAUUCUUAAGAAUGUAUUCUGUUUGACUAAAUAUAUUUUGUAAACCUUAA